AUGACUCUCAAAUAUCUCAUCACAGGAGCAACCGGUGGCCUUGGGUCACGAGUACUCUCUCACCUUCUCGCAAAUGUACCUGUUUCAGAGGUUGUAGCAGCAUCUUCGAAAGAUGCGAACCGAAAACAGUUUGAAGACCGAGGAAUUGCUUUUCGGGUGGUCAACUAUGAGGACCCUCGUUCGCUAGAAGCUGCAUUUGAAGACGUGGAGAACCUGCUCUUUGUGAGCACUAAUACCUUUGAUGUCGAGAAGCGCCGCAACCAGCACCAGAACUUCGUGGAUGCAGCGAAGAAGAUGAAUGUCAAACAUGUAUGGUACACAUCUCUCGCAUUCGGCGGAUAUGAUUCAGAUUCCAAGGCGGACGUCCAACAAGCCCAUCUAUUGACAGAGGAAAUGAUGAGACAGGCCGGUAUCAACUUUACCUCUGUUCGCGAGGGUUUAUACACCGAAGCCUUUCCAGUGUUUAUGGGUUGGUAUCCCAACACCUCAACUGUCUACCUCCCGUCCGACGGUCCAGUAGCAUUCACCUUGCGAUCAGAGCUAGGCGAGGCCACAGCGCGAUUGAUGAUGCGUGGAGGACAUGACCGGAAGAUCGUACUCCUCACCGCACAGCAGACCAUCACAUUCUCCGAAAUUGUCGACGUGAUCAAUGAGACGACAGGCCGACAGGUUCAAUUCAAGCUUGUGUCCCCGGAGGAGUUCGUCGCUUUGAAAGCAGCGACCGACGAGGGAGGCAAGUCGGAAGGAUUCUUCAAAGCCUUGACAUCUUGGUACGAUGCGAUUUCGAAGGGGGAGACGUGUACGAUUGAUCCUCUGAUGGCGGAAUUGCUAGGUCGGGAUCCCGUGGCGCCACGGGAUGCUAUACGGGACCUGAUGAAGGAUCGAGACUAUGAGUGGCAUCAGAACUAUGUCAAUCGGAAUUAG
Molecule: messenger RNA, 924 nt
Organism: Penicillium nucicola
Lineage: Eukaryota; Fungi; Ascomycota; Eurotiomycetes; Eurotiales; Aspergillaceae
Product: SDR family oxidoreductase
Exons: 3
Coding region: 1-924 (307 amino acids)
Source: RefSeq, a predicted model, not a curated record